UCACAGAGGAAAGUUUGCUUGGUAAUGCCCAGCAGAUAAGCUUGGCAAACCUCUGGCUGAUUGAGGAAGCCAGUUUGAGCCUCAGCCUAGUUCAGGCAAACUACUGGAACCUGCCUUUCUCGACCCCUCGACACAAUGGUAUUCGCAUUUUGGAAGGUCUUUCUGAUUCUCAACUGCCUUGCAGGUCAAGUUAGUGUGGUGCAAGUGACCAUCCCAGACAGUUUUGUGAAUGUGACUGUUGGAUCUAAUGUCACUCUCAUCUGUAUCUACACCACCACUGUGGCCUCCUGGGACAACCUUUCCAUCCAGUGGUCUGUCCUCCACAAACAGGAGGUGGAGCCAACUUCUGUUUACUAUUCUGAAGGUGGAGAAGCCUCAGCCAUCGGGCAAUUCAAAGGUCGAGUUGUAGGUUCCACUAAUCCAGGUAAUGCAUCUAUAACCAUAUCGUAUAUGCAACCAGCGGACAGUGGAAUUUACAUCUGUGACGUUAACAACCCCCCAGACUUCAUCGGGAAAAACCAAGGCAUCAUCAACGUCACUGUGUUAGUCAAACCUUCUAAACCUCUGUGUAGCCUCCAAGGAAGACCAGAAGCAGGCCAUACCAUCGCUCUUUCCUGCCUCUCAGCAAUUGGAACACCAUCUCCCGUGUACUACUGGUAUAAACUUGAGGGAAGAAACACUGUGCCUGUGAAAGAAAGCUUCAAUCCAGCCACUGGAAUUUUGGUUAUUGGAAACCUGACCAAUUUUGAAGAAGGGUAUUACCAGUGUACUGCUAUCAACAAACUUGGCAAUAGUUCCUGUGAAAUUGAUCUAACCUCCUCACACCCAGAAGCUGGGAUCAUCAUUGGGGCCUUGGUUGGUAUCCUGGUAGCUGCUGCCAUCAUCGUUGCUGUGGUGUACUUUGCAAGAACCAAAGCAAAGGAAAAGAAGAGGCACUCUAAAUCCACCACAGAGCUUGAACCAAUGACGAAGACAAGCCAAGCAAGAGAAAGCAAAGCGAUGUCAGCUGAAGAUGCCGUUGAGCUAGAAACAACACUGCCAUCCUCCACUCACGAGAAUGAGCCUGCUGGCAUCUUGGCCCCAGGCCACGAGCCUCCCCCACAACCAGAGUCGGCCACACAACCUGCCACAGCAUCGGCACCUAUCAGGGUGCCUGCAAUUGAGAUCGAGCUGCAGCCACAUCCAGUGCAAGAGCCUGAGGCGGAACCAGAGCCUGAGGUUGCAGUCGAGCCCCCAUGUGAUGAGGAAAAGGCUGUGGUUAAUGCGUAGGCUGCGCCUCUGAGUACGGCAUUCAUCACGAAGGAACCCAUUACUAGCGUUUGAAAUUCAGUUGGCCACCUCCUCCCUCUAUUCUGACCAACUCUCUCCUAACAUAGUGCCCGUUCUUACCAUGAAUUCCAAUAAAUGCAUUGUUAACUGCUAAGUAAAUGCAAGGGUUCCUGCAUUAUCACUACGGAAUACUGAAAGUUGUACUAAUAUGUAAGCAUAAUAAAUAACAAAGCAAGUGAU
Molecule: messenger RNA, 1509 nt
Organism: Chinchilla lanigera (long-tailed chinchilla)
Lineage: Eukaryota; Metazoa; Chordata; Mammalia; Rodentia; Chinchillidae
Gene: Vsig1
Product: V-set and immunoglobulin domain containing 1
Exons: 7
Coding region: 136-1269 (377 amino acids)
Biological process (GO): maintenance of gastrointestinal epithelium; epithelial cell morphogenesis
Cellular component (GO): plasma membrane
Source: RefSeq, a predicted model, not a curated record